CAAGUAGAAACACUGUAAUAUGAAAAUAAUGCUCAUAAGAAUAAUAAGACAACUUUUUUACAAUCAGCUAUAUAUUUAUAAUGUUAAUCAAUUCUGGAAUCCAAAACACAAUGUUGCGUUUGGCUCGCUCAUUUACAACUGAAUCCUGCUCUAUAUUACCAAAAGACUCGCUUCCUAUUGGAUAUUUGUCGCUUUCUGGGCUAAUUCCCUACAAGGCUGGCCUAGACAUUCAACAGCAUCUUGUCAAGCGUCGUCAUGCCGUAAACCGCGGUCAGUCUACUGAUGAUCCCAAAGACAUCAUAUGUUUUCUUCAGCACAAACCUACAUAUACAUCCGGUCGAAGGAUCCGUAACAAGACUGUAGAAGAUGAAGAAAAGAGAUUACGUGAUUUGGGGGCAGAAUAUUUCGAGACAAUGCGAGGAGGGCAGAUUACAUUCCAUGGCCCAGGUCAAUUGAUUGCUUACCCUAUUAUCGAUAUUAGAGAUUAUAAUCUCAAUGUAAGAUGCUUCGUGUCACGAUUGGAGAAGACUGUUAUUGCUGCAUGCGCCGAGUAUGGCAUCCAGGCCAACACGACCGAGAACACAGGCGUGUGGGUAGGACAGGAGGACAAGAUUGCUGCUCUAGGUGUUCAUUUGCAAAGAUACGUGAGCAGUCAUGGCUUGGCACUAAACUGUGAUGUGGAUUUAACGUGGUUUGGCCAUAUUGUGCCAUGUGGAUUAGCCGACAAACGAGUGACCUCCAUUAGUCGGGAGCGGGGAUGUAUCACCAAUGUCGAAAAUGCGUUGCCAAAGCUUAUUAAAAGCUUUGAAAAGACAUUCCACAAGCCACUCGUGCCCCUUGCACAGGAUAGUCGACUGAUGAUUGAGAUUCAAGAGAUUAUAGAUAAAAACCAGCAGCAAUCAUAACGAUAAUAAUAUUCGCAUUAA
This is a messenger RNA of Phycomyces blakesleeanus NRRL 1555(-), 926 nucleotides long. RefSeq lists its product as hypothetical. Gene Ontology annotation, molecular function: lipoyl(octanoyl) transferase activity. The transcript is spliced from 5 exons. The coding region runs from base 81 to 905 and encodes 274 amino acids. The record is from RefSeq and is a predicted model, not a curated record. Gene Ontology annotation, biological process: protein lipoylation. Gene Ontology annotation, cellular component: mitochondrion. Lineage: Eukaryota; Fungi; Mucoromycota; Mucoromycetes; Mucorales; Phycomycetaceae.